GCGCCCGUGCGUGUGCGACCGAUUCGCGCGGUGGCCAUGCACUUGCCUUGCGCUCUUAAGCUCGGUCGCCCGAUGCCUCUUUCCUGCCCUCCUUUCCAUUUUGCCUUCUGCUCGCUGCUCGCUCGCACCUUACCCCGGCGAGGAAGUGCACGGGGCCUAAUGUCAUCUGGGCCAUUACCAUUGCAAGGGCGAAUAAGCGGAUAGGCUCGCUUGCAACGCUAGAGAUGGACAUUAUUGCCCAUUACGAGCCCUUACUCAAGCAGUAUGAAAAGGAUGACGGACUUGUUAUAUUGGAAGCCGAGGAAGAACCUGGUACCAAAGUCGGCGAAAAUUACAUGUCCGUUGUUAUUAGAACAAGAAUAACAGGAAAACGAGGAAAUGGCAGCCCAUACAGGAAGGCAUUCAUGCGGAAGAUGCUGCCGCAGAAUUCGCUAUUCGCCAAGAUUUGUAAUAGCAACGAAUUGUUCCGCAACGAGGCUUAUUUUUACGAGAAAAUAAUACCUCAUCUCGGACCCUUCGGCCCGGACUGCCUAUUGGCACAGCCUGAGGAGAUAAUAAUGGAGGAUCUUGGCGCGAGGGAUUUUAAAAUCUACCCCCGUCGUAAAAUGCUCGAUCUUGAGCAUUGUUUAGCAGUUGUUCAGACUUUGGCGUCGAUGCACGCCUCCUCAUUAAAUUUGAAGCUUAAGUCGCCGGAGAAAUUUCACGAGCUAGUGGCGCCCUUAUACGAGAUCAUAGCCCGUAAGGACGACAAUUAUUCCCUCGGUAUCCUUUACGAGGGUGGCUUGAAAUUUGCACUGCUGAGCAUGGAGUCGAUCGAGGAGAGGACCCCCGAGGUGGAGCGUGCCACCAACUUCCUCAGGGGAUACUGCGACAAAGUGAUGGACGUGAUGACGGAGCUCUUGACACCAUCGACCGACAAUGGACGUUACUGGGUUAUCACUCACGGGGACACCUGGAAUAACAAUAUUUUGUUCCUCCACGAUGCACAAGGGAAAGUGGCUCAAGUGAAGCUCGUUGACUUUCAGGUGACGAGGCACGCAUCGGCAACGUUUGACUUCAUCUACUUCGUUUACGCAUCCGCACGCUUGGAAGUCCUGCAGAACAACAUCGACGAGCUCAUCGACACAUACGAGCAGUUCUUCAUCCGUGACCUUCGUAAGUUGGACGCCCCCAAUCACGACCUCGAGGUGUUGGCGCGACCGGGAUGGUUCAAGGACGAAAUACGCCACUACGGCCUCUUCGGUUUCUUUGGUGCUCUCAUAGUGAUACACGCGAUGUUCGCCGAGGAGGAUAAAACUAUGGACUUAGUGGACCCUUGA
Messenger RNA from Ceratosolen solmsi marchali, 1319 nucleotides. RefSeq lists its product as uncharacterized. The coding region runs from base 225 to 1319 and encodes 364 amino acids. The record is from RefSeq and is a predicted model, not a curated record. The transcript has 6 exons. Lineage: Eukaryota; Metazoa; Arthropoda; Insecta; Hymenoptera; Agaonidae.